Halichondria panicea is the source of this 1875-nucleotide messenger RNA. Its product is annotated as prickle planar cell polarity protein 3-like. Bases 61 to 1767 code for a protein of 568 amino acids. NCBI's taxonomy places the organism in Eukaryota, Metazoa, Porifera, Demospongiae, Suberitida, Halichondriidae. Gene Ontology annotation, molecular function: zinc ion binding. The record is from RefSeq and is a predicted model, not a curated record. The transcript is spliced from 8 exons.
AUGAUCAAAGUAAUAGUGGGUGUGUUUGCUCAUUGACCACCCAGUAUUGCCUCAUGCAAGAUGGCUGGAGCAGGCCCUGUAUCGUUGCCUAAGAGGCUCAUCACAGUGGAGAGCAGGUCCAGGACAGGAAGUGACCCCAUUGUGUACUCUUUGAAGAAGUCAAACUUGGAGAAGGUUCCAUCCACCGACAACCUGAUUGGCCAGCCUUGCUCAAAGUGCACUGAUAAAUGCCACGGUUACAUGCCACAUGUCUGGAGGAAGAAGUGCAUCACAUGUUGCUGUGUGAGAGACCAACACUUGCUGGAGUCUGACCCUCGAGACACUAUGGUCUACCUAGACAACCAGAGCACACAAAAUGGCCAUUCUCUCUCAGCCUGGGAACAAAGACUCAAUGAGAAGUAUGCCUGGUACCCCAGUGAACUCACUCCUGACUUGGUUGAGCAGUACAUGCAGUGUCUGCCCAAAGACAAAGUACCACUCAGAGGGUCCAGAGGAGAGAAGCAUCGCAUUCAGCAGUUUAUGCAGCAGCUCCCAGUCUAUGAUAGCAAUCUAGAUGCUUGCCACAAAAUGGCUGACCUGGAUAAGAAACGAAUGGGCAAAUUUGUCGACAGAACUAAGAGAAGGUUCUUUGGAGUGGGCUCAGUGGACAAAAUGACAGCCACAGAGAGUUUGGCCUGUGUUGGUUGCACUGAAGUGAUUGAUCUAGGAGCUGUCUAUGUGCAAGCAGAGAGAGUUGGUGAUGACCAGGCAUGGCACCCUCAAUGCUUCACGUGUGAGACAUGCCAGGAGCUGCUGGUUGACUUGAUCUACUUUCAUUCAUCAGAAAAGAAUGUCCUCCUCUGUGGGAGACAUCAUGGAGACUCACUCGUGCCAAGAUGCUCUGGCUGUGAUGAGCUGGUCUUUUCAGACACUGUGACUGAGUCUGGAGGAAAGAAAUACCACAAGCAACACUUAUGCUGCUCUGAAUGUGACACCCUUCUCCACGAUUCAUCAUUCAAAGAGAUAUCUGAUUCCCUCUACUGCAGCCGCUGUUACGAUCGAGAGUACGCAGCCAUUUGUGAGAGUUGCCACGAGCCUAUCAGCCUACGAGCCAAAGUCAUGCAUUUCAAAAAUCGAUCGUGGCAUAAAGAGUGCUUUGUGUGCAGACGCUGUCAAGAAGACGUGUCUCAAACUAAGCACUACUUAGUCAAAGGUGACCUGCUGUGUGGUGAUUGCAUGGAGCCCGUCGCCCAGUGCCAUGCUUGCAAGAACGCUAUCAUACCCACGGUUAGCUACAUGAAGCAGAAAACCAGAGCAUGGCAUUCCGAUUGCUUCAAGUGUACUCUGUGUCAGGCUUGGUUGGUUGAUGGGGAGUUUCAGGAGUUGGACGAUAAUCUAAUGUGUACGCCAUGCUACGCUGACAAGGUUGGCAAGAAGUGUACCGUCUGCACAAAGUCUGUUAUUGGAAGAGGAGUGAAAUUCGGCUUUGGAAUGUAUCAUCCUGAUUGCUUCAACUGCGGGUACUGUGGGAUCAAUAUGAUCGGCUAUAAAGGGAAAGUCAAGGAGAAAGAAGACAAACCAGUUUGCCAAGAUUGUGCCGCUAAAUCUGCAAAGAAAUGUUUCAAAUGUCACCAGCCGAUUACCUCAAAGCACACUGUGUAUCGAGAGCAGGUGUUUCAUCUGGAGUGCUUCACAUGCAACCUAUGCGGGUCCAGUGUGGCCACAACAGACUUCUUUGAAACAAACCUCGGAGAAAUUCUCUGCCAGAAGUGCACCACAAUUAAGUAAUUAAAACUUUAUAACAAUAGUAAUUAUAGUCAAGCUGUUUUCUGACCCACUUUGCAUUGGUAUUUUUUCUGUAUGCUUAUUAUAAUUGAUAUUAUAGUUGAGGUUGCA